UCGACACGGGCCGGAUUGACUUUGUUCCUUGCACGAUUCCUCUUUCUCUCCUCUCUCCGUCAUCGUCUUCUGCUUUUCUUCUUCUUUCUUACAGUAAUUGACUCUCGAGAAAUUGCAAUCACUCGGAGAUUAGAUUCGGCCAUGGAUGAGGUAGAAACUCCACAAACGAUACUUCAAUUCGCUCCAUUCAACAGUUCCGUCGACGAAGGUUUCUGGCAUAGCUUCUCCUCUUUGAAACUCGACAAACUCGGAAUCGACGAUUCUCCGAUUCCCAUCACCGGUUUCUAUGCACCAUGUUCUCAUCCACAAGUCUCGAAUCAUUUGACUCUUCUUUCAGAGUCAUUACCUUCAGAUGAUGAACAAUCAUCGAUGGAGAGUACUAGUCAUGGAAAUAGGAAUAAGUGUCCUGUUCCUGGGAUUCUGUAUAACACCAAUACCGUCGAAAGCUUUAAUAAACUUGACAAGCAAAGCUUGCUAAAGGCAGAAGCAAAGAAGAUUUGGGAAGAUAUUCAAUCAGGAAAAGCUGUUGAGGACUGUUCUCUGUUAUCAAGAUUCCUUGUUAUCUCGUUCGCAGACCUUAAAAAAUGGAGUUUUCGUUACUGGUUUGCGUUCCCUGCACUUGUACUUGAUCCUCCCGCAAGUUUGGUAGAGUUAAAGCCAGCUUCUGAGUAUUUUAGUGUAGAAGAAGCAGAAUCAGUAUCCGCUGCUUGUAAUGAUUGGCGCGACUCAAAUUUAACUACAGAUGUUCCGUUCUUUUUGGUUUCGGUUUCGUCUGAUUCAAAAGCUACUAUCAGACAUCUUAAAGACUGGGAAUCUUGCCAAGGUGAUCAUCAAAAGUUGCUUUUCGGUUUCUAUGACCCAUGUCACCUUUCGAGUAAUCCUGGUUGGCCACUUCGAAAUUACUUGGCACUUAUUCGCUCAAGAUGGAACCUCGAGACAGUUUGGUUCUUUUGCUACAGAGAGAGUCGCGGUUUCGCUGACCUGAACCUUUCCCUUGUUGGUCAAGCCUUAGUCACACUUUCAUCAGCUGAGACUGCACCUAACUCAGUGGGAUGGGAGCUUAACAAAGGCAAACGAGUUCCCCGAUCCAUUAGCCUAGCUAAUUCCAUGGAUCCAACUAGGUUGGCUGUUUCUGCUUGUGAUUUAAACUUAAAGUUAAUGAGAUGGCGUGCAUUACCAUCUCUGAACUUGAAUGUUUUGUCCUCUGUCAAAUGCCUUCUUCUUGGAGCUGGUACAUUGGGUUGCCAAGUUGCUCGUACUCUUAUGGGUUGGGGAAUCCGCAAUAUCACUUUUGUUGACUAUGGCAAAGUAGCUAUGUCUAAUCCAGUCAGGCAAUCUCUAUACACGUUUGAAGAUUGUGUAGGUCGUGGUGAGUUCAAAGCUGUUGCUGCUGUGAAAAGCCUCAAACAGAUAUUCCCAGCGAUGGAAUCUACUGGAGUUGUUAUGGCUAUACCAAUGCCAGGACAUCCGAUUUCUAGCCAAGAAGAAGAAUCUGUUCUCGGUGACUGUAAACGCCUUAGUGAUUUGAUUGAAUCUCAUGAUGCUGUGUUCUUGUUAACCGAUACAAGAGAAAGCCGGUGGCUACCUUCUCUGCUAUGUGCUAACGCCAACAAGAUUGCUAUAAACGCGGCUUUAGGUUUCGAUAGCUACAUGGUAAUGCGUCAUGGCGCUGGCCCAACCACCUCGUUAUCUGAUGAUAUGCAGAAUCUUGACAUGAACAAGACAAAGACACAGAGACUUGGUUGUUACUUCUGCAAUGACGUGGUUGCACCUCAAGAUUCAAUGACUGAUCGAACUCUGGACCAACAGUGCACUGUUACACGACCGGGUCUAGCUCCUAUAGCAGGAGCUCUCGCCGUUGAACUCUUAGUCGGAGUCCUACAACACCCAUUUGGUAUCUAUGCAAAAGGAGACAACUCUAGCUCGAGUAAUGGAGGAAACAUUGAUGACUCGCCUCUCGGGAUCUUACCUCAUCAGAUUCGAGGCUCAGUUUCUCAGUUCUCACAGAUCACGUUGCUAGGGCAAGCUUCAAAUAGCUGUACCGCUUGUUCUGAAACCGUGAUAUCGGAGUAUAGAGAGAGAGGAAACAGUUUCAUACUUGAAGCUAUUAACCAUCCUACAUACCUGGAGGAUCUUACUGGUUUAACUGAGCUUAAGAAAGCUGCUAAUUCGUUUAACCUCGAUUGGGAAGACGAUGACACUGAUGAUGAUGACGAUGUAGCUGUAGAUAUGUAAAAGUAAUUUUUUAAUUACAUAUUUUAAUGAACCAAAUAAAAUAGACUAUAUUCACAAGAUGGCUCACUUAUGGAUCUUGAUAAUCAUUUUUAUACUUCAGUAAAAAAAA
Messenger RNA from Eutrema salsugineum, 2344 nucleotides. Its product is annotated as ubiquitin-like modifier-activating enzyme atg7. NCBI's taxonomy places the organism in Eukaryota, Viridiplantae, Streptophyta, Magnoliopsida, Brassicales, Brassicaceae. The transcript is spliced from 11 exons. Gene Ontology annotation, biological process: cellular response to nitrogen starvation; C-terminal protein lipidation; autophagy of mitochondrion. The coding region runs from base 142 to 2235 and encodes 697 amino acids. The record is from RefSeq and is a predicted model, not a curated record. Gene Ontology annotation, molecular function: Atg8 activating enzyme activity; Atg12 activating enzyme activity. Gene Ontology annotation, cellular component: phagophore assembly site; cytoplasm.